Messenger RNA from Anthostomella pinea, 1134 nucleotides. The record is from the annotation of a GenBank genome assembly. Lineage: Eukaryota; Fungi; Ascomycota; Sordariomycetes; Xylariales; Xylariaceae.
AUGACCCGGGAAUUCACUCACGGGGCAACCGCAACUUGUCGCCAGGAGCGAAGAGCGAAGCGCUUCCGUCGUGCACCUGCGCGAGGAAGGAAGGAAACAUCUCGUCCCAUCAUACCAUUACCAAUUUCAUGCCAAACGGCGGCGGAAGGCAAUGGAGACGACAACCUAGCACUGCGUAUCGGCUCGAUCUUCAUCAUUCUCUGUAUUUCUUCUGCAGCAUGCACAUUCCCCAUCCUGGCUGCUAGACUUCCGGGACUACGGAUCCCUCCGGUCAUCUUGUUCGGUGUGAGGCACUUUGGCACCGGUGUUCUCAUCGCCACCGCUUUCGUCCACCUGCUACCGACGGCUUUCAGACUUCUGGGCGAUCCCUGCCUCUCCUCCUUCUGGACGGAAGAUUAUCCUGCGGUAUGGAAACCUCUGUUUCUGAAUCCCGAAGCCCCCGUUAUCAAGCCCCCUUCUGCUUUUGUUAGCCCUGUACUGAUUGACGGCUCGAUAAUGUUGUUGCAUCCCGCCCGCAGGGAUUUACCGGAGCCAGCGAGUGAAGACACCGGAGGUUCAGGGGGAGCUGCCUCGGGGGGUAACGUCGAACAUGGCCAGCUAGUCAACAGCAGUGGCGUCACUGUCACCUCGGACCAGAAACGCAAGAAACAAGCUAUACACUGCUGUCUGCUGGAAAUGGGGAUCUUAUUCCACAGCUUAUUUAUUGGCAUGGCGCUGAGCGUAACCAUUGGUGGCAACGCAUUUGUCGUCCUACUCAUCGCAAUAGCCUUUCAUCAGACAUUCGAGGGUCUCGCACUGGGAGCAAGGAUAGCCGCAGUCGAAUGGCCGCACAAUAGCCUACAGCCUUGGUAUAUGGCGGUAGCCUUUGGCUGCACUGCUCCAAUCGGUCAAGCCAUCGGUUUGGCCACGCGGUCAGCUUACAGCCCCGAGUCGGAAGUAGGCUUGAUAUUGGUGGGAGUAAUGAAUGCACUUUCAUCCGGCUUCCUGAUUUUUGCCUCCCUCGUCGAGCUUCUAGCAGAGGAUCUCCUUACCGACGAGAGCUGGCGUGUGUUGCGAGGGAAACGCCGCAUGUGUGCAUUCCUCCUGGUCAUCGGCGGCGCCUUUGCUAUGAGCCUCGUUGCUGCCUGGGCUUGA